Messenger RNA from Oryzias melastigma (Indian medaka), 2495 nucleotides. RefSeq names its product frizzled-7. Gene Ontology annotation, biological process: canonical Wnt signaling pathway; non-canonical Wnt signaling pathway. Gene Ontology annotation, cellular component: plasma membrane. Gene Ontology annotation, molecular function: Wnt-protein binding; Wnt receptor activity. The transcript has a single exon. The record is from RefSeq and is a predicted model, not a curated record. The coding region runs from base 692 to 2278 and encodes 528 amino acids. NCBI's taxonomy places the organism in Eukaryota, Metazoa, Chordata, Actinopteri, Beloniformes, Adrianichthyidae.
AUCAAUACCACGAUCAUUACCACACACAGAUGUGGGUUACAUGAGUUUGUUGAAUGUUGAGAUUUGGUAUUCCUGAUGAUUGUCUAAACAAUAAAGUCUCUAAGGAGAAAUGAAAGCAGGUCUGUCUCAGUGACACUCCACCCCCUCCCAUCAGUGACAGAAACCUGGUAGAACCGGCAACCACCAUUGGAAGACAGUGGAAAUUCUUGUUCUAGAGGUCUAGACUGAGAUGCUCCGAUGCAGAGAAAACACAGACCUGGACAUGACCUAGAUAUCUGUUUUGAUCUUAUUAUUUGGUUCUUAUGAAAGAGCAGAAACUCAAAGGGGAUUUUUCAAAACAUCUUUCUUCUGACUGGAUCCUCCAUUUGAUCCAGUUAGAACUAGAGCCACGCUUUCAUGCACGGAUCAUUUCAGGUUCUGGGAGCAGAUUUCAGAGACGUUUCUCAUGUAAACAGCAGGAAUGCCCCACCUAGUUCAACCUGAACAACCAAUCAAUGGAAGACUUAGCUUUGCUCUCACUGUGUGAUAGGUGGAUGCUGGAGAGGGGUGCCCCACCCUCAUCCUCAACACAAUAAAGAAGGCGUGUCACUCCCACACGGAGUGCCUGUCAGAGGUAUAGCCGGUAAGUAGGAGUGACUCUAGAUCUACGGUCCGACAAUCCUGAAAACAAUCUCUGUCAGGCCCUUCUACCAUGGGUGUGAUGACAUCUUGCUGGUUCUGGAUAACCACCUUCAUUCUAGGACGAUUCUACCCAUCUGUCACAGGUCAGCAUGACAGGAGUUUUUCUGUUCCGGAUCACGGUCUCUGCCAGACCAUCUCUGUCCCACUCUGUGCGGACCUUGCCUACAAUCAGACCAUUAUGCCCAACCUGCUGGGACACUUGACUCAGGAGGAUGCUGGGAUGGAAGUGCACCAGUUCUACCCACUGGUUCAGGUCCAGUGCUCAGCAGACCUACGGUUCUUCCUUUGCUCCAUGUAUGUCCCAGUGUGCACAGUUCUGGCAGAGGCUAUCCCCCCGUGCAGGUCUCUGUGUGAGAGCGCUCGGCAGGGCUGUGAGGGGCUCAUGAACAAGUUUGGUUUCCAGUGGCCCAAAAAGCUUCGCUGCCAGAACUUCCCAAUUUAUGGCAUGGGGCAGAUCUGUGUGGGGCAAAACUCCAGCAACCGUUCAGAAUCAGACAACGUGGAGCUUGUGGACAUGAAAACCAUCCCGAUACCCUCCUGCCCUCUGCAGCUUCAAGUCCCCUCUCACUUCAACUACUACUUUCUGGGAGUGAAGGACUGUGGUGCCCCAUGUGAACCCUCCAAACCCAACGGAUUGAUGUAUUUUACUGAGGAGGAGUUACAGUUCAGCCGACUGUGGGUCGGAACCUGGUCGGUUCUAUGUUGCUGCAGUACAUUCUUCACUGUCCUGACCUAUCUGCGGGAUACGAGGCGAUUUCGUUACCCUGAGAGGCCGGUCAUCUUCAUGUCUGGCUGCUGCUUCAUGGUGGCAGCAGUCCACGCCAUUGGCUCUCUGCUUCAGGACAGAGCGGUGUGCUUGGACAGCUUCCAGAAAGGUGGAUACAAGGUAGUGGUCCAGGGCACCAACAUGGAGCUAUGCACCAUUCUCUUCACUGUCCUCUAUUUCUUUGGUAUGGCUGGCUCCCUGUGGUGGGUUGUCUUGUCCCUUGCGUGGUUCCUGUCCUCUGGGAUGAAGUGGGGCCAUGAGGCCAUUGAGGAACUCUCAAAGUACUUCCACCUGGCAGCCUGGGCAGUGCCGGCAGCACAGACCUUCAUCAUCCUGGCCACAGGGCAAGUGAAUGGGGACCUGCUUACUGGUAUCUGCUACGUGGGAGUCUACAGUCUGGAUGGGCUGCGAGGUUUUAUCCUGGCACCGCUGUUUGUCCAUAUGGUUGUCAGCACUGCCUUCCUUCUGUCCGGGUUUGUGUCACUGCUCCGUGUUCGUUUCAUCAUGAAGAUCAAAGGAGACAGCACAGAGAAGCUGGAGAAGCUGAUCAUCCGCCUGGGCGUGUUCAGCAUGCUGCAUGUUGUGCCAGCUGCAGUCGUCUUGUCCUGCCAUGUCUAUGAGCUGCUCAUGCGGCCUCACUGGGAGACCACAUGGCGCAGCAAAACUUGCAAGUACUUUGGUGUGCCGUGCCCAACAGAAAACAUGUGGAACGUCACACCGGACUUCACCGUGUUCUUGAUGAAGGAAUCAAUGACCAUGAUCGGAGGCCUCACGUCGGGGGUUUGGAUCUGGUCUUGGAAGACUCUGCAGUCCUGGAGCUGCUUUUCUUGAGGACUGAGCAUCAGUGAGAAUACGAGGUCAAAGGGGAAUUUGGGAGUUUAAUGGUUCUAGCAAACUGCACUGACUCACAAUGUUCUGCUGCAAUAAAGACACCUUUGAAAUGGAAUGAAGUCUGGUUCCAGGACAGAAAAAUGUUUUGAAGACAACAUAACUCCUAUCAUUUUAGCAUGUAUUUAACAUGUUUUUAUUUAAUAACCAAAGUGGGUUA